Messenger RNA from Ceratotherium simum simum (southern white rhinoceros), 1855 nucleotides. The record is from RefSeq and is a predicted model, not a curated record. Lineage: Eukaryota; Metazoa; Chordata; Mammalia; Perissodactyla; Rhinocerotidae.
CUCUUCUUUCUCAUUCUUGAAACUGAAUCUGAAGUUGAAGGCCAAGAGAAAAUGGCCCAUUACCAUAACGACUAUAAAAAGAAUGAUGAGGUGGAGUUUGUCCGAACUGGCUAUGGGAAGGAUAUGAUAAAAGUUCUCCAUAUUCAGCGAGAUGGGAAAUAUCACAGCAUUAAAGAGGUGGCAACUUCUGUGCAACUUACUCUGAGCUCCAAAAAAGAGUACCUCCAUGGAGAUAACUCAGACGUCAUCCCUACAGACACCAUGAAGAACACAGUUCAUGUCUUGGCAAAGUUCAAGGGGAUCAAAAGCAUAGAAGCCUUUGCUAUGAGUAUCUGUGAGCAUUUCCUUUCUUCUUUUAACCAUGUCAUCCGAGUUCAAGUCUACAUGGAAGAAGUCCCUUGGAAGCGUUUUGAAAAGAAUGGAGUUAAGCAUGUCCACGCAUUUAUUCACACUCCCACUGCAACGCGCUUCUGUGAGGUAGAACAGAUGAAGAACGCACCUCCAGUCAUUCAUUCUGGAAUCAAAGGCCUCAAGGUCUUGAAAACCACCCAGUCUGGAUUUGAAGGAUUCAUCAAGGACCAGUUCACCACCCUCCCUGAGGUGAAGGACCGGUGCUUUGCCACCCAAGUGUACUGCAAGUGGCGCUACCACCAGUGCAGAGACGUGGAGUUUGACGCUACCUGGGACACAGUUCAGGACAUUAUCCUAGAGAAAUUUGCUGGACCCUAUGACAAAGGCGAGUACUCUCCCUCUGUCCAGAAGACCCUUUAUGACAUCCAGGUGCUCUCCCUGAGCCAGGUUCCUGAGAUAGAAGAUAUGGAAAUCAGCCUGCCAAACAUUCACUACUUUAACAUAGACAUGUCCAAAAUGGGACUGAUCAACAACGAAGAGGUUUUGCUACCAUUAGAUAAUCCAUAUGGCAGAAUUACUGGUACCGUCAAGAGGAAGCUGACUUCAAGGCUGUGACAUUGUAGCCACCAGUGGGAGUCCACUCUCAGCUGAGGAGUUCCUUAAGCCACUUGUGAUGCUGGCAGUCAUAGCCAGUAGCCAUGCAAAUUUUCAACCUCGUAUGUUAAUUGAUAGUGUUCAUUUUCAUCCUAUAAAAGAAUUCUUCUACACCUAGCUCAGCAAGGUGUUUUGUGAUUAGUAAUUAUGACACGCUUUAUGGAUGCAAUUUACUUCACAAAUGCUGAGCAGUAUUUCUUUAAUCAUAAAUCAGUAUUUCUUUUUAGUUAUCUUGUGCCUUCCUAUCUUAGAGAAGCUUUAGAAUCAAUUCGCUAAGAAAAUAUUUAUGAAUUAAUGGAGGUGUCAUAUCAAUUAAUUUGUGCACAAGUUUAAGAAGCAAGUUUCAUCCUACUGAUGUUAAAACUUUGCUUCUGGGUAAUGCAGAAAAUAUAAUGACAAAAUCGUAUUUUGAAAAAUAUCAUCAUUAUGACUUCAAUUGUAUUGAAUAUUUGAAUAUUUAAAAAUGCUGUAGCAAAUGUAUCAUUGGGAGUUUAUUUGUACUCUAAAAGUACUUUUGUAAUCUUAAUGCAUUGGUUUUAUGACUUACACAACUCUUAGAGAAUAUUUAGUACACAUUGGGGCACCGAGAAAAAGUGUAAAUUGUUUUCCUUUGAAUAAUGCAUCACUUUGGCACAAACAGCCACAUUUAAUAAAUGCUAAAUCAAGACACAGAUGGAUGAAGAUGUAUAUAGAAAGAAGACUAGAUAUAUGAAAAUAUCAGCAAUGAUGAUUUCUGGAUGGUGGGAUUAUGAGUGAUGUUUAUUUUUUGCCAUGUAAUUUUCUGAAUCUUCCAAAUGUGAACAUUUAUUACUAUUUUCAGAGAAAUAAAUAUAAUUGAUGAUUUAAAGAU